AAAUCGAGCAAUAAAUACAAAAAGAAAGUGCGGCACCCUUUCACCGUGAAAACUUCGCGCAAAGCGUAUAAUAGCUAAGUCAAUUACUCGUGAAAAGAGCUAAGACCAAGAUAGGCGCGUUCGCGGGAGAUUGGAAAUGCGUCAAAGGCUGGGCAAAUACCCGAGGAAUCCUCUAUGCUAUUUUUCCACGCGAAGCCACAAACUGCCGUCACGACCUUCGCUCUCGGCCUCGACGUCACAAAGUACCUACGGCAUUUUCUAGAUGCUCUUUUUCUCUAUCGCGAUUCCAUAAUAAUAAGAAUAUUAUAUAGGGUGGCCUAGAUUUUCGUUUACGGUAAUCGAAAAAUUGCUUUUCUGCAGAAAAAGUGUGUAUCCUCUGAAGGAAUUAAUGUUACAUUGACCUCAAGUGUGUAAACUGAUGGAUGUGCUUAGUCGCUUAAAACACGCGCGAUUAAAGUCUCGGUUAUGACUACCGUUAUUACAUGCGACUGUAUACUGUGACCAACGCAUCGAGUGACUUGGCACCUUCUCUAUUUAUGCUUUUAUAUAAACGUCGUGAUGCACCAGUACAGUUAUAGUUUAAUAAGAUUAGAGUAAUUCAGCUUUCACAUAAAUUGAUCGCGUGAUUAAUUUAUAACACUCCUUGAAGUAUACCUUAAUUUUCUGAUGAUUUACGUUAUUAACAACAGCUGUUGAAUCGCUGCUAAAUCACUACGAUGAUUUACUGCUACAUCUACAGGAUUCUGUGUUACAUUAUAGUAAUCGUUAAAUAAGAAGGUGUAUUAUGAUUGAAAUUAAGUUCGAUUCCCAGGCUCAAUUUAAAAUUAAUUUUUUAAACCGACAAAUCGCACGGCUGACAGUCCGCUGGCAGCCAUACAGCGUCUCAACACUAUGCCAAUUGUUCCGGCAGCAAUGCGCGUAUUCUAGAUUGAGCCUUUUGUACUUGAAACUAUUCGGUAAUUGAUCGAAUCCACGAGGCGUGAUGGUUACCAGAGACUCAAUUCGGACUAAUUCGUAAAUUUCUCAUCAUUCAAACCAUACGAGUCUUGAAUUACCUUCAAUUGCAUAACUCCGCCGACUGAUCGUUUCUUCCCAAUAACACACAAUACGAAUCUCCCACCAGGAAGCAUCGAUAUCGCUCGAUUUCCAUAAUCCGAAUCCAAAACUAAACUCCCACCUCCUGUCACACAGCAUCGUGGUACUCCCACCUAUAAAUACACACCAACGCAAAAUAAAAAACACGAUCAUCAUCAUCAUAGGGUCACCUCCGCGCGCCGCCAACAUCGGCUCUUCCUGAAUCGAUCUCCGCAUACGCACACUCACCUAUAUACCCCACGCGGAUCCGAUCGAUCUGAAAAAAGAAAAAAUCGACUGCCGACCACAAUAUACCGGUUACGCAAUAUAUGACAACUCGAUCGGCGCGCCUCUCGCGCAUAAUGCGCCUCGUGAGCGACUAUAUGGGCAUUAAUCUCGUUAAUUGGAAGCGGGCCAUCGCGGAAGCAUAUCUGCUGCCAGAAAAGGACCGCAUAGUGGACAGUGUCCGAGUCGCGCAUCAGUAGUACGACGGACGCGCUUACGGCGGCUUGUUCGCCUUUUUAUCGAUCCUAGACGAGUGUGUAUCAAGGUACAGCUGCGUGAGAGCUCGAUUUUGUUAUACGACGACACAGCUGGCUCUGUGGAUAUUGUAACAGUUUGCGCGCGGGAUUCGGAGAGACGGGAUAGCUGAGCUUUUGGAGUCGCGUGUGAAUUGUUGAUAUAUUUUUUUUCUUCAAAUUCUUAUCACGAGCACAGACGUGCGCUUACUCUUGGAACUCUAAUCUCGCAAAUCGCUUCGCUUUCUCUCUCGCACAUCAUGCCGCGUCCCAGUCGCUACCCCCCACUCCCUCCGGUCUCCCCUGUCCAGCUGGCCCUGAUCAGCUCCCCACCACCGCGACUCGCUAGGGCCCGGGCCCUUCCCAUGUCCCCUGCUCACACUCGCUCCCUCCUCCUGGCCGCUGCACGUCCCCGUUACCCCGUCUCCUACAUCGCCGUCACUCGGACCCCUCGCGAACUAUCACUGGCCUUGAAACUCGCCACUGCCCCACGCGAACCGGGCCCGGUCAGACUCUGGACCUCCAGCCGUCACCUCGUGCCCACACCCAAGUCCCCGACCCUUGAUCGUGGUAUUCCUCUGUCCUUCGAAAAGUCCUGUCCCUGUCCUAUUUCCAGACGCUGUGGAAACUGGAAGCCAUCCCCUCCAAGGCCCAAGUACUACUCCCCACCGUAUCCAGCGCCUAGGGCCCUACCCGAGAUGCCCAUCGAGAGACUUAAUAAGGUUCUCUACUCUCCGCCGCCGGUAUACGUGCCCACCUUCGUCACUAAAGUCAACCACGCGCUGCGCAGACGCAAGUACCGCGAGCCCCUACCCGACAAUUUCUAAUUCCACUCGUUUGGGCCUUAUUCCUUAAUCUUAAGUAUCUUUGUUUGCGCUUGCUUCCGGCUGUUUUCCCGCGAGCUUCUGUCAUGCCGUGUACUGUAAACGAUUAAUUUUUUUAUAUACUUUAUCUUGUAUAGAUUCUCACUGUGUAUCACCCCUGCACCGAUCUCAGAGCGGUUGAUCCUCUGACGCAGGUAGUCGCGCGAGAGAGGCAAAGCUAUGGAUCCGCGUCAGAAGGUUAACGUGCGAAAGAUCCACAUGACCAUGUCCUUGCAAUACCUGAGACUGCUCGAUCGCUGGCUCUGGGAGCACCAAUAGUAUAGUAGACGUAUUCGAAUAUAUCCGCACACGCGCAUCCACAAAAUGCACCCCCUCACAUCAGUCGUCACAUCAUCACUAUCACCAUCACUACCACCAUCGCUCGGU
Messenger RNA from Nasonia vitripennis (jewel wasp), 2842 nucleotides. Its product is annotated as leucine-rich repeat extensin-like protein 1. The coding region runs from base 1853 to 2419 and encodes 188 amino acids. The record is from RefSeq and is a predicted model, not a curated record. NCBI's taxonomy places the organism in Eukaryota, Metazoa, Arthropoda, Insecta, Hymenoptera, Pteromalidae. The transcript has 2 exons.